CUCGAACUUGCUAUCCCCUGAUUCGAAAUCCAGCACACUAACUACUGAGCCACAGCCUCCCUCCGUUAAUGAUACCAUCAGGUUUGUCCACAAGGAUAAUCUCCACAUAUUAACACCUCUUUAAAAUAGUUGAAGUGUAAAUGCAAUCUCCAGAAGUAAAAGGGUACAUUUACGCUAUAAACAAACUAAAUUACGGUCACAUGACUUCAAGUCACCACCGCUAAGCUAAAAUAGGCUAAUGUUCGGCGAGAUGACGUUUACCACUUGUUAGCAACCCCUGUUCUUUUUACACAUAUAAGCUUCAGACAUUCAGGUGUGUUUACUGAAGAAUUUGAUGUCAAAGAUUUUGUUAACCACAGACCUUAUUUUCCGUUGAAGUCCCAGAAGUGCUAAAUGCUAACUCAUCCCCAGGUUUAAGGACUCAUCCCUGCACCACUCUAUUUCAGUGGAGUAUGUAUGAGUUAUCGAGAUAUUUCAGUGGACACCUCUCUAAUGUUUGAGUUCCCCUCCAGUGCUUACAUCCUAUCAUCGCCACGGUUACACAGAGAUAUAUGUGUAUGUGAGUGUCACGGAACUCCGUCCCCAUGGUGACGGUAAACAGUUUUGUCAGUGUAACUUACACACAGGUGAAACAUUAGCCGGACAAAACUAAAGAGACACACACACACACACACAUAUACACAAACACACACACACUCUGGUCAGGACAGAUGGCGGAUCCACAGGGAACAUCUAAGCCCAUCAACUUUGUGCAUCAAGAUGAAAUCUGGAAAGCACAUGUAAAAGUUGAGAAGGAUUCGGCUUCUGUCUGGCCAAGCAAGUGGGGCUCCCUGACCGAGGCUUACAAGGAGUACGAGAGGGAGUGUGUGAAGUUAAAGGAGGUCUUAAGAGCGGAGCCUCCCAGUGGCCCUGCAGCACGACCUUUGACCCCUACAGAAAGAAAUAUCCAAGUGGCUCCUGCUCCUCCUGUCCCUCAAACAACGCAGGCUCUGAUUGGCUGGCGCUCAGGUCAUUCAAAUCUUCAGCUGGAAAAAUACGCCACAGUGAAUCAUGGGAGGUGUAGUUUUCUGAAGGAACUAGGCUGGCCUUUUGGCGCUUGCAGCUGAUUGGAACUUGUGACUUUUACCGAAAAAUAACUGACUGACUUAUUAGUGAGUUAUGCUUAUGUAGAAUUACAAAAAUUAAA
Trematomus bernacchii (emerald rockcod) is the source of this 1186-nucleotide messenger RNA. RefSeq lists its product as uncharacterized. The record is from RefSeq and is a predicted model, not a curated record. Lineage: Eukaryota; Metazoa; Chordata; Actinopteri; Perciformes; Nototheniidae. The transcript has 4 exons. The coding region runs from base 711 to 1106 and encodes 131 amino acids.